Molecule: messenger RNA, 1871 nt
Organism: Panicum virgatum (switchgrass)
Lineage: Eukaryota; Viridiplantae; Streptophyta; Magnoliopsida; Poales; Poaceae
Product: putative DNA glycosylase At3g47830
Exons: 5
Coding region: 63-884 (273 amino acids)
Biological process (GO): base-excision repair
Molecular function (GO): catalytic activity
Source: RefSeq, a predicted model, not a curated record
CCACCAACUCGGCGGCGCCGGCGACCGCCGCCGCAGCAACCGCUCUUUUCGUUUUUCCCACGAUGCCCCGGAAGCCCAAGCGGAAGGCUCCGGCCUCGCCGGCGGCGCGCGACGCCUCGCCGGAACCCUACCCCACCCACGCCUCCCCUUCCCCGGCGCAGUGCCUGGCCGUCCGCGACGCGCUGCUCGGGUUCCACGGCUUCCCCGAGGAGUUCGCGCCCUUCCGCCGCCUCCGCCUCGGUGGCAGCGGUGACUCUCCGCCGCCUCCGCCCCCCACCGUCCUCGACGGGCUCGUCACCACCCUCCUCUCCCAGAACACCACCGAGGCCAUCUCCCGCCGCGCCUUCGCCUCCCUCAAGGCCGCAUUCCCCUCCUGGGACCAGGUGGUGGACGAGGAGGGGACGAGGCUGGAGGACGCCAUCCGGUGCGGCGGGCUGGCGGCGACGAAGGCGGCGAGGAUACGGGCGAUGCUGAGGGGCGUGAGGGAGCGGAGGGGCAAGAUUUGCCUCGAGUACCUGCGGGAACUGUCGGUGGAUGAGGUGAAGAGGGAGCUGUCGCAUUUCAAAGGGAUCGGGCCGAAGACCGUGGCGUGCGUGCUGAUGUUCUAUCUUCAGAAAGAUGAUUUCCCAGUAGAUACUCAUGUACUUCGCAUUACAAAGGCUAUGGGUUGGGUUCCUGUAACAGCUAGCAGGGAGAAGGCAUACAUUCAUCUAAAUAAUAAAAUCCCAGAUGAUCUGAAAUUUGAUUUGAAUUGUCUUAUUGUAACUCAUGGGAAGCUUUGCCAAACAUGUGCCAAAAAGAUGGGAGGUGAGAAAAGCAAGGUUCCCAAUGCUGCCUGUCCACUAGCAAGUUACUAUUGUGUUGGUGAAAAGCUUCAGCAGUAGUUUGAGGCAUCAUUAAUGGCUGUUGGUGCUUUGAUAAUGGGUUGCAAAACCUUCCAACAGCGCUAGCAGCACAAGGAUUUUGCAAAGCUGAGGUUAAAUGAAAAGCAGAAUGGUUUUCCUCUAAAAAAAUGAAAAGCAGAAUGGAUAGUUUCAUCCUGAUGUUUCAGGUUUUGCCAUUGGGGAGCUUCCAGCUCAAUGGUAUUGGGCUAUUUGCAAACUCAUUGCUUCCAACUAAGAAAUUCCAACGAGAAGCAGAAGAAUGGAGAAUUGGAGAUUAUCUACUUAUCAAAACAUACAACCGGCUAGAGAAGUUCCAACGAGAAACAGAAUGAUGGCACUAGUGACUUACCAAAAGAUAUCAUGCUGGUUACACCGUGAAGAAAAUGGCAAACAGUGUAGACCCAACCUAUUGUAUGCACAUGGUCCCUCCCAAGUUUCUAAUGCACGCGGUCUCUAGUGCCUGAUGGGGUGGCUUGUGAUUUUCAGAGCAGGCAUUCGCUGACACUGUCCAAAAGGUUCUGCUGUGUUUUGAUGGUUGCAAGCUUAAGCUGAGCCUUCCCAUCCCACCUGCUUGAAGAGUUGAAGCGGAUGAAUGCACUUGAGUUCAACUGUGGAAACUUGGGAGCUUUGGAUGGACAGGAUGUGGACCAUUGAUGGACAUUUCGUACUUCAUACUUUGAAUUGAAGCAGAGCAACGUGCCAUACCAUGCUGCCAUGUGAUCUGAUUGGCCAGGCGGCUUGCUUCAUGCUCACAUGAAGCUUAACUACCGGCAUCACCGGCUGCAGCUAGAAGUUUUGUUGUGCUUUAAUGUAAUGCACUAUCACAGGUUAAAAUCCUAGAGCCUUGUGUUGCUGGGAACAUCUGGUGUGAAAGUCCAACGCUUUUUGACCUCUCUCCAAGAAGUAACCGCCACUUUUGUAUUUUGGAGUGAAUCUUUAGCCGCUCAUGAAUCACGAUCCACUAAUAUCAUCUUUGCUUCCAGUGUC